GCACAUGGGUUCAACAACGCACUCGUACUACAUAGUCCAGGCAUAUUAUAUUUCAUUUGUGUGGGUCACCGCUAAUCAGCACCUAAAAGCACUGCGAAAAAGGGCGAGAAAUGGACUCGGAGGGUGGUGCAUCGUUGCCGUCGUCCUGUCCCGACGCGCGGAAGCGGCGCGUGUCGUACUUCUACGAGCCGACGAUCGGCGAUUACUACUACGGCCAGGGCCAUCCGAUGAAGCCCCACCGUAUCCGCAUGGCCCACAAUUUGAUUGUUCACUAUUCCCUCUACCGGCGGAUGGAGAUUAGCCGCCCUUUUCCGGCCGGCCCAGAAGACAUCCGCCGCUUUCACUCCCCCGAGUACGUUGAUUUCCUCUCCUCCGUCACCCCUGAUACUCUCCACGACCACACCCACGCCCGUCACCUCAAGCGGUUCAAUGUCGGCGAGGACUGUCCUGUUUUUGAUGGGCUUUUCCCCUUUUGCCAGGCCUCCGCUGGUGGCUCAAUCGGCGCCGCCGUCAAGUUGAAUCGUCAGGACGCUGAUAUCGCUAUCAAUUGGGCUGGUGGGCUUCACCAUGCAAAGAAGAGCGAGGCUUCUGGGUUUUGCUAUGUCAAUGAUAUAGUGCUGGGGAUUCUCGAGCUUCUCAAGGUUCACAGGCGCGUGCUUUACAUAGACAUUGAUGUUCACCAUGGAGAUGGUGUUGAGGAGGCUUUUUAUGUCACUGACAGAGUAAUGACAGUGUCUUUCCAUAAAUUUGGGGACUUUUUCCCUGGAACUGGGCAUAUCAAAGAUGUUGGAGCUAAUGCGGGGAAGAACUAUGCUCUUAAUGUUCCACUGAAUGAUGGAAUAGAUGAUGAGAGCUUCCGUAGUUUAUUUCGUCCCAUUAUCCAAAAGGUCAUGGAGGUCUAUCAGCCAGAUGCCGUUGUUCUUCAAUGUGGGGCAGAUUCAUUGGCUGGUGACAGGUUAGGGUGCUUCAAUUUGUCUGUGAAGGGGCAUGCGGAUUGUCUUCGUUUCCUGAGAUCUUUCAAUGUUCCUCUAAUGGUUUUGGGUGGUGGAGGGUAUACAAUGCGGAAUGUUGCCCGCUGUUGGUGCUACGAGACAGCAGUUGCAGUUGAUGUGGAACCCGAUAAUAACUUACCUUACAAUGAGUAUUAUGAGUACUUUGGCCCGGAUUAUACUCUUCAUUUGGAACCAAAACCGAUGGACAAUCUGAACUUACCUAGAGAUCUGGAGAAGAUCAGAAAUUUCCUGCUCGAUCAACUAUCUAAACUACAACAUGUACCUAGUGUUCCUUUUCAAACAACGCCUCCAACUACCGAAGUACCAGAAGAGACGGAACAAGAUAUGGAAGAGAGAGUGAAACCUCGGAUUUGGAAUGGUGAGGUUUACGAGUCCGAUGUUGAAGAAGAUCCGCCUCUGCUGUGAAGUUUAGAUAGACAGUUAUACAUUUCAAACAACUGAACUGAGGUGUGGUUUGAGGUUGGCAUGUUCAGCACCUAGAGUUUGUUCACUGUUUUCCACAGUACUUCUGCUUGGAUUGGGGGCAUAUGCUUCUGAAACAUAACAAUGUAACACAGAAUUUAUGUUUCUGCCCUUGGUUAUGCUCAUUGCAUUCACUUUUAAAGAUUACUAGUGAUAAUGACCUGUAGCAAUUUCAUGCUUCUUUCUGUGAAGAUGUCUUGACGCUUCAUGCUAAUUAUAAUUAUCGUAUUAGAUUAA
Olea europaea var. sylvestris is the source of this 1712-nucleotide messenger RNA. Its product is annotated as histone deacetylase 6-like. NCBI's taxonomy places the organism in Eukaryota, Viridiplantae, Streptophyta, Magnoliopsida, Lamiales, Oleaceae. Gene Ontology annotation, molecular function: histone deacetylase activity. The transcript is spliced from 5 exons. The record is from RefSeq and is a predicted model, not a curated record. Bases 111 to 1418 code for a protein of 435 amino acids.